GACACCAUUUUGCUGGUAGAUUGGCAAAGCGUGGUGUUGGCCGAGCGUUUGCUGUCAAUUAAAAUUAAUUUGUGAUUUUUCUCGUCCAUAUUUCAACACUGAAUAUUUAUUUCAGCCAUGUCGAAUGGUAGCGGGGAUCAUGAUGACGAAGGUUAUGUUGUUAAACUACGUGGACUUCCGUGGUCUACUACCGUUGAUGAGAUUAUGAAAUUCUUCAGUGAUUGUUCCAUUUCAAAUGGCAAAAAUGGUGUUCAUAUGACUAUGUCUAGAGAGGGCCGUCCUAGUGGAGAGGCUUAUGUUGAAAUGGAUACACCUGAAGAUAUUGAAAAAGCUUGUAAGAGAGACAGAGAUCAUAUGGGGCAUCGUUACAUAGAAGUCUUCAAAGCAAAAAGAGGUGAAAUGGAAUGGGUAGUCAAAAGGAGUGGUUUAAAUCUGGAAAAUGCUAUGGAUGAUGGUUGUGUGAGACUACGUGGCCUGCCAUUUGGAUGCUCCAAAGAAGAAAUAGCACAGUUCUUCUCAGGGUUGGAGAUAUUGCCGAACGGGAUUUCACUACCGACAGACUACACGGGCCGCAGUACUGGGGAGGCUUACGUUCAGUUUGUUAACAAAGAUGUUGCGGAGCGCGCUCUGCAGAAACACAAGGAAAAGAUAGGACACAGAUACAUCGAAAUCUUCCGAAGCAGUUUGUCAGAAGUACGAGCUAGCAUUGGACCAAAAAUGAGAGGUGGGCCAAUGGGUGGCUUUAAUCAGAGACCAGCUCCCUAUGAUAGAGGUGCGCGGUUCGGUGGGAUGAACCGAUUUAGCAAUAACGGCAGAGGUUCUAGAAACAGAGACUUCGACGGCGGUCCCUGGGGAAGCGGUAACAAUUUUGAUUCCCGUGGCGGAAGUAUGGGUAUGCGUGGAGGUCUAGACAUGAAGGGCGGUAACUUCAGAGGCAGUGGUGACACAUGGGGUGGCAAUUCCGGCAUUCAUGGCAUACACAUGCGUGGAUUGCCAUUCAAAGCAACAGAACAAGAUAUAGCUGAUUUCUUCAGACCUAUUGAGCCAGUAAAUGUACGGAUUAUUCUUGAAAAUGGCGGGCGUCCAUCAGGAGAGGCUGAUGUUGAAUUUGCGACUCAUGAAGAGGCUGUUAAAGCAAUGUCUAAGGACAAAAGUCACAUGUCUCACAGGUACAUUGAAUUAUUCCUAAAUUCCACGGGUGGCUCAAGCGGAAUGUCGUUGGGCGGCAUUGGAAACUUUUGCGGAGGUUUGGGCAAUAACUUCAGGCCAGGAUAUUCUCCAAAUCGAGGCUUCAGUUCUCAGUUAGGAGGGAAUAAUUAUAAUAGUUUUUGAGGCCGGGUAUCGCGUUUCUUACGCUAUCGACGGUAAAACGCAUUGCAAAUCAAAGUUUUUAAACAGUGAAUUGUAUCAUCAAUGACAAUUUGAUUUUGAGUUUGCGUUCAAUUAGAAAUUAAUUUACUGUUUCGCUCUAUACUUAAUAAUCGUAUCGGGACACGUGUGAUUACGUAUGGCGAUACAUACAUGUUAAUUUUAAGCAGGACAUAUGAAGAACUUAUGUUGCACUUUUGAUAACAAUAUAGUAUUAUAACUAUCAAUAAACAUUAUUUAGUUUAGAUACGUUAAGGAAAUAAAUAAGAAUUCAUUUAUUGCAAGUUCUAUGUUUCUACGUUUCAAUACAAUUAUAAAUUGAUUUGAUUUUGUUGGAUAAAACAAAAAAUAAGGAAGAAAUCUAAGUCACAGGAAUUGUUCAAUAUUUUCCUUAUUUCUUUUCUUCUACACACACAUAUAGUUUUAAAUGCAUUGUACAUCCGCUACUUAAUUAAGACCUUAUUGAGAA
Molecule: messenger RNA, 1837 nt
Organism: Megalopta genalis
Lineage: Eukaryota; Metazoa; Arthropoda; Insecta; Hymenoptera; Halictidae
Gene: glo
Product: heterogeneous nuclear ribonucleoprotein glorund
Molecular function (GO): RNA binding
Source: RefSeq, a predicted model, not a curated record